GAGAGGCCACACACAAACACGCAGUCCUCUCAACCUUCAGAUCAGUGCGUUCCCACUAUGCUUUGCGAUGGUCUGACAAGUGGAUCCAAGAUGGCGUAGAAAGUAAAGCUAGAAGUUUUGUCCCUGAGUCAUGGCGGACAGGAGAGCGGAGAAGUCAUGUGAAGAAGCCAGCAGAUUGUUAGCCAAGCAGGAGUACGAGGCAGUAGUCAGCCAUAGCACGGACGCCCUUGUGGUCCUUGCACCCCAAGCCCCACCCUCCGGUGCUCCAGUCCCACCGAGCCCUUCAUCCCUUGUCGCUGCUGCCGGACUCCUCCGCAGCCGUGCCCUGCUCUACCGAAUUGCUGCCUUCUUGCAGCUGAAAAACUAUGAUGAAGCAGAUGAAGACUGCAAACAUGUCCUGGCAGAAGAGAUUGCCAGGGGAGACGGUUCGCUACAGGCCAGCUUGCGCUCAAUGCUUAUGGAUGGCAGCCUGCAAGAGGUGGCCAACAUCCUCUCUAAAGCCUUGUAUGGAGAGCCAAUGAAUGGCAUUGUCACAAAAGACCUUACCAGAUUAAAAAUGCUCUUCUCAGAAAUAGAGGCUAUAAAUAGGGAGAUGGCACCAGAGUACACAGAUGACCAGGAGGAAGAGGUCCAAGAUGGCUGGCAGUUUCGGCCUCCUCCCCGAGGAGUCACCAGCAGUGAGGAGUACACCCUCUGUAAAAGGUACUUGGAGCAGGGCCUGUGUCGGUACGGGGCCCAGUGUACGUCAGCCCACUCUCAGGAGGAGCUGAUGGAGUGGCAGAAGCGCUAUGCGUCACGCCUCAUCCGCCUCAAACAGCAGCAGGAGAGCAAACACUUCACUGAGAACUACAUGGAGACCCUGAUAGAGAAGUGGAUGAAUUCCCUCUCCCCAGAGAAAGUGCUAAGUGACUAUUUAGAAGGAGUGAAUGUAGAAACCAGCUCCAGCCUCUCUGUUACCGUCACCACCAAAAAAUCCUCCCACUCCUGGACCUUCUCCUUCUUGUGCAAGCCGGCUAGAAAGUUGUACCGCAUCGCGCUGCUCUAUGAUGCCCACCGACCACACUUCUUCAUCACAGGUGUGUCAGCUGGGGACCGGCUUCAAGCCCUCUCCAAAGGCUGCCAAGAGUGGACUCCAGCAGAGGAAACGGGAGUAGCAGCAGACAAUGGCCUGGACCACUGUCUCUACAAGGUUGCUGUGGGAUUCAGCACAGAAAUCUUUGGUACCUUCCGACAGACCGUUGUUUUUGACUUCGGCUCAGAACCUGUGCUGAUGCAGCGGAUCAUGGUGGAUGCUGCCUCUAUCGAAGACCUUGAACACCUGAUGGCAGCCAGGCAGCAGCUCUUGAUCACUGCAAAGCGCUGGGACUCUUCCUGUAAGACCAUCGUAGAAUUCACUCCUAAUGAAACGAUGGCAGAACUGGAGCGUGGCCUUCUUUCCCGCUAUCAGAUCCCUCUGUCGGCUGACCAGCUCUUCACCCAGUCAGUCCUGGACAAGACUCUGACCAAAGACAACUACCAGGCCCGACUGCAUGACCUGCUCUACAUAGAAGAGAUUGCACAAUAUAAGGAAGUUAGCAAGUUUAACAUCAAAGUGAAUCUCCAGCUGGUCACCAGCUUCAUGCUGACGGGCAUUUCUGUUGGAGCCAAGUAUGCCCAGAAUGGACAGCUCUUUGCACGCUUCAAACUCACUGAAACACUUUCUGAGGACACAUUGGCUGGACGGCUAGUGAUGACCAAGGUAAAUUCAGUUCUGCUGCUGCCAUUUGGCCGUGAGGGGGUCAGCAGCCACCCGCCUCCUGGGGUCAAAGAGCGUGUUUACGAAGCUGUGAUCGAGGAGAAGACCAAGGAUUACAUCUUCCUAAGAAUCUGCAAGGACUGCUGUGAGGAGCUGGGGCUGCUACCUGACAGAGAAUUACAGGUGGAGCUCCAGUUCCAGCUGAACAGACUGCCACUCUGUGAGAUGCACUAUGCCCUGGAUCGCAUCAAAGAAAAUAACAUCCUUUUCCCUGACAUUGGCCUUGUCCCCACCAUCCCUUGGAGCCCUAACAGGCAGUGGGACGAGCAGCUGGAUCCCCGUCUGAAUGCCAAGCAGAAAGAGGCCAUCCUGGCCAUCACCACACCCGUCACUAUUCCCCUGCCCCCAAUCCUCAUCAUUGGGCCCUACGGCACCGGCAAGACCUUCACCCUGGCACAGGCUGUCAAGCACAUCCUCCGCCAGGACCAAAGCAGGGUCCUGAUCUGCACCCACUCCAACAGUGCGGCCGACCUUUACAUUAAGGAUUACCUUCAUCCUUACGUCGAAGCAGGCAAUCCGCAUGCCAGACCUCUCAGGGUAUAUUUCAGGAACCGCUGGGUUAAGACGGUUCACCCACUGGUUCAGCAGUACUGUCUCAUCUCCAGCACACACAUCACUUUCCAGAUGCCCACAAGGGAGGACAUCCUCAGGCACCGCGUGGUGGUGGUCACCCUCAGCACCUCCCAAUACCUCUGCCAGCUUGAUUUGGAGCCCGGGUUGUUCACUCAUAUCCUAUUGGACGAAGCGGCCCAGGCCAUGGAGUGUGAAACCAUCAUGCCUUUUGCUCUAGCUAGCAAAACCACCCGUGUUGUGCUGGCUGGAGACCAUAUGCAGCUCAGUCCAUUUGUGUACAGCGAGUUUGCGCGGGAGCGUAACCUGCAUGUGUCACUGCUGGACCGACUGUAUGAGCACUACCCCCCUGAAUACCCUUGCCGCAUCCUCCUGUGCGAGAACUACCGCUCUCAUGAAGCUAUCAUCAACUACACGUCAGAAUUGUUUUAUGAUGGGAAGUUGAUGGCAAGUGGGAAGCAGCCUUCCCAUAAGGACUUCUACCCUCUGACCUUCUUCACAGCCAGAGGAGAAGAUGUCCAGGAGAAGAAUAGCACUGCCUACUACAACAACGCAGAGGUAUUUGAGAUCGUGGAGCGGGUGGAGGAGUUGCGCAAGAAGUGGCCAGUGUCCUGGGGCAAGCUAGACGAUUGCAGCAUUGGAGUGGUGUCGCCAUACGCUGACCAGGUGUUCCGCAUUCGUGCGGAGCUCCGAAAGAAGAGAAUGCAUGAGGUCAGCGUGGAAAGAGUGCUCAAUGUCCAAGGUAAACAGUUCCGGGUGCUGUUUCUCAGCACGGUGCGGACGCGGCAUACCUGCAAACACAAGCAGACGGCCAUCAAACGUAAAGAGCAGCUAGUUGAGGACUCAACAGAGGACCUUGACUAUGGAUUCCUCUCCAACUACAAGCUUCUCAACACGGCCAUCACCAGAGCCCAGUCCCUGGUUGCAGUUGUGGGAGACCCCAUAGCACUGUGCUCUGUUGGGCGCUGCAGAAAAUUCUGGGAACACUUUAUCUCCAUCUGCCACGAAAACACGAGCCUACAUGGCAUCACCUUUGAGCAGAUCAAAUCUCAGCUGGAGGCCCUGGAGCUCAAAAAGACCUACGUCCUCAACCCAUUGGCCCCAGAGUUCAUCCCUCGUGCCCUCAGGCCACUGCUAGGGCAGCACUCUUCGCAGGUCCUACAUCCCCACCACCAUCCACAUCCUCAGCACACACAGCCAGCCUCCAACAAGCAGGGUCCACAGCAACCACAGCAGCAGCAGCAGUCACCCCCUAAGGGGAAACAUGCAAACCACGUAGAGCACCUUCCACCUGAAGGAUAUGUCCAACCCAACCCAGCCGUGCUAAUGGGAAACCCUAUUCGGGCAUUUACACCACCCUUGGGUAGCACACCUUCUGGCAUGGGCAAGUCGCCCAGUCCUGUUCAGAGGAUAGAUCCUCAUACAGGCGCCAGUAUCCUCUACGUCCCAGCUGUGUAUGGUGGAAACAUGGUCAUGUCCAUGCCCCUGCCUUUGCCUUGGCCAGGUUACCAGAAUCGUUUUGCUGUGGACCCUCGUAUCAUGAGCCACCCAGCAGCCAUGGCCUACAACUUCAAUCUGUUGCAGGCCCAGAAUCGAGGCUCCCCCAUUCCUUACAGUGGAGUGGGCCCCCCUCUUGGAAUGGGCCAGCCCAGCCCUGACAAGGAGCUACAGGCAGACCCCAUCAGAAAUGGUAAAUUAGAGGGAUGCCGAAAGGCAGAACAGAGCCGUCUUCAGACACCAGAGAGGAAAACUGCAGACAUGAAGGAAAAACAGGGAGAAUUAGACACAGGCCAAAGUCGAAGUCUAGACUCGCAGGCAGAUGGGCUAGUUGGAUUUCCUAAUGCGCUGCUCCAUCGAAAAGAUCCCUCAGCUGCCCAAAGACCUCUCAACUACCACCUGGCACCACCCAACCAAGCUUUUCCUCCACAUCCUGCCGGUGGAAGAGCCUUCCCCCCACAGUAUCCAGUCUCUAGGCUUCCUUAUCGGGUCAGCCAGCCUCAACACCCCGGGAUGGCCCCACAGAGUCAACAGCUCAGCCCUGCAUACACUGGUGGUAGCCACAACGCUUCCUUCUUUAGUGGUCCCAUACCCCCUCACAGGGCUGUCCAGUCUCCCACUUUGGAUGGUUCAGAGCCUGGAGUGGUGGAGGAGAUGAGUAGCUCUAUUAGAACUCCAAUGGGCCAUUCAGGGGGCCACCACCCAGGCCUGUCGCAGCAUAACAGGGUCAACAGCUUUGGGGAGGACGGACAUGAUGGAAGCCUGGGAGAUAGUUUGGACCUUCAGGGUCCAUUGGCUCUAGAGGCCCUGAGCCAGCAGCAGCAGGCAGCCAGACUGGGCCAGUGGGGGGAGGCUGCAGGCCCUUUUCUCCAGGGCAGCGUUGCCUUCCCUCUGCCCCAACAGCUCGCCCACCUUGCUCAGCCUGGCAUAGCUCGCUUCCCCCAUCAGCUGCUCAGGGCAGCUAGUUGGGGCCUUAGUGCCAAUAUGGAGGAUGAAGCUGUCACUUCUGCCCCAACUGGGCCACCUUUCACCAGGUACCCGGGCCUCUUGAGAGAGAUGCCCCCACAGGAACAGUCUGAACGCAGGGAUGCAGCUGAGAUGCAGCCCCCACCCCAAUCUCGUCUCCUCCAGUACCGCCAGUCCCAGCCCCGAGCCUCAGGUGACCCUUCGUCCUCCUUAGCCGCCACCUCCAAUCAUGCAGGCCCUUUCCCACCAGGACCUUACUCCCACGACGCAGGCCGCGAUCUCCUUAACGACACCCUUCUCAACAACCCAGCUCUGCAGCAACCGCACCCGGGGAACCCCCUGUAUAAUACUGGUAGCUACCCACAUCAGCCGCCAGCCCACUCUGCCAGCCCCCCUCCCUCCCAGGUCAAAUACCUUUUGCAAGAGGCCCAGUGGCCUCAUGGUGGAGCUGCGUCAGUGAGCCAACCACAGCAGAACCACCUAUUAGGGAACCAGGGCCACAGCCUUCCUUAUGGACUGUCCAUGAUGCCUCACCCUAAUAGACAAGAGCAAGUCCACCUGAUGCAACUUCACCAUCAGCACCAGCAGCAGCAGCAACAACAACAACAACAACAACAACAACAGCAGCAGCAGCAGCAGCAGCAGCAGCAGCAGCAGCAGCAGCAGCAACACCAACAACCACAACAACACCAACAACAACAACAACAACAACACCAACAACACCAACAGAGUCAAGGUCCAGACCAGGAGUCCUACCAUCCACUGUCCCCCAGAACAUCAGCAGCCACAGCCCUUCACAAUGUAGAUGAGUAUGAACCCAGAGGUCCAGGCCGGCCUCUCUAUCAGCGCCGCAUCUCGUCUAGCUACCCAGAUGAAUCGUCUCCAGCCAACGCCCACAAUGCCCUUUCCCAGCAGUCUCAGCCCUGUACAUCAGACCCCCAGGACCACCCUCAUCCGCACAUACAGCAUCAUCAGCACCCACAUGCCCCGUAUGGUUACCCGUCACAUGACCUCUGGCCCAGUAAUGGUGGGGGUCCCGGCCCGUUCCAGAACAUUCCAUGUAACGGAGCCGGCUCACUCGCUCAGCACCGGGACCUUCUGGCUUCCAAGGCCCUUCGUCAGACGGAGGAGCAGGUGAAAGCCGAGGCCACAGCAGCACAGCAGACGCACCCACACGCCCUCAACUCCCUUCAGCACCUUGGACAGUUUCCUCCUCUCAUGCCCAAUAACAAGCAGCAGCAGCAGCCGCAGCCGCCGCCGCCGCCACCGCCGCAAGCUCCCACAGAGGCCAACCAGGGGGCUCCCAAUUUAAGCAAACCACCCACCAUGUCGUAUGCCAGUGCCCUCCGCGCUCCACCCAAACCCCGAGCUGUUCGCCCUGAACAGGUCAAAAAGAACAGCGACCCUCUCUCCCUCCUACAAGAGCUGAGUAUAGGAAGUUCAAAUGGUAGCAAUGGGUAUUAUUCCUACUUUAAAUGAGUGUCACCCCCCCUUCCCACAUAAUAAGUAAGUGAUGAAAUAUAAAACUAAACAAAAAAAAAGGCAAAAUUGUUUUUAAAAACAACAACAAAAAAUAUAGUGAAAAGUGCAUUUACAAAUUGUUUCUAUUAGUAGGUUUGUUUUCUGCAUUUUGUUUCAUUUUAACUUUUUAUUUGUAACGGUCAUCUUUUCUCCUGUUUCACAUAUCUGUGAAGAAAAUAAGUAUAUAUAAUGAAUGCAUUACUGGUAUAUAUACAUACUCAUUAUGUAUAUAUGAAUAUAUACUUAUAUUAUCUACACUUGUAUAUGUACGUAAUGCUAAAAAAAAGUUAUAAAAAUAAAAAAUAAAAAUAAAAAAGGCGAGAUUUGGUUGACCACUUAGCUAACUGCAUAUUUUUCCUUAUUGAAGUUGGUUUUGUUGGUUACUAAAUAAGUAUGUUGAAGUUUUUAUCAUUUUCUCUUCCUCAGUUUUGAGUGGACGUUACGUCUUGGUUUUCAUACUACUGUAAUUGUGGUAACGAACAAAAGCUAAGUGGUCAACUGACACAGAAACUACAUGGAACAGUGUAUAGAAGUAGAUAAAUUUUCCUCUAAUCUGUAAAUAUAAAGAAAAUAAAAGACUGAAUUGUAUGCCACAGACAUGUCCUUAAAUUCCUGUAUCAUGCUAGCAUUUGCAUUAUGAAUUAUUUUCCGUUUGUUGGCUUCUGAUCCUUAAUUCUUAGACAUCCUGGGAAUAGCUGGGAAUUAUCUUCAGUGAUUUAGUAGUAUAUGGAAUCAUUUACUGAAAAAUAACAAUACAAAUAUUAAUUGCGUAUUUUACUUUUUACCGUUGUCUCAUCAGCAACCAUAGAUGCAGUGUGAAAAUGUCAAAAUAGCAACAACCAUGUCAUUCCCCCUUUUGUUUGUUUUAAGGAUCAGAGAACAUCAGACAUCGCAUUCUAUGAUAAAAUAAUCCCAAACUGCUUCGCUUGUGGCCGAUGCUCAGUCAUUUUAUUAUUUCUUUUGUUUGUGUCAACAAUAAUCUUCACCACGGAAAUUGUUUCUAUAACUGCUGGGGAUAUGAAAUGUGUUUUUAAUUUUUUGUCACUAAUUGACUGAGUUCUUUUUUUUUUUUUUUUUUUUUUUUUGGAGAAGGUUGCAGUAUUAAGGUUUGUGAAAGUGAAGAGAGAGUGGUGAGGUCAGACUGGUGUGUCAUGAUAGGUAAGUUGACACUGAGGAUGUGAUCAACACUGCCAGUCAGACGUUUUUGAACAAGCUAAAUGUUAGCAUUUUUGGUUACAUCUGAAGUAUAUUGAAACUAGAUUAAUUGCAUUUACCCUGAAAUUAGAAAAUACAAAUCAGUAACACA
Molecule: messenger RNA, 7655 nt
Organism: Perca flavescens (yellow perch)
Lineage: Eukaryota; Metazoa; Chordata; Actinopteri; Perciformes; Percidae
Gene: helz
Product: helicase with zinc finger
Exons: 33
Coding region: 131-6307 (2058 amino acids)
Biological process (GO): regulatory ncRNA-mediated post-transcriptional gene silencing
Cellular component (GO): cytosol; P granule
Molecular function (GO): helicase activity; metal ion binding
Source: RefSeq, a predicted model, not a curated record